AUGACAACAAUUGUAAAAAUUUCUGAUAAAUCUCAAGAAGCGAGCUAUGUAGUAGCAGAGCUUGUGGCUAAAACAAUGAAACCACAUACAAUAGGUGAACAGUUAAUUUUACCCGCUUGCCGUGAAAUUGUAAAAAUAUUUUUUGGAAUAGAAGCUGAACAAGAAAUAUUGAAAAUUCCUUUAUCUGAUAAUACAAUAAGUAGGCGCAUAAACGACAUGUCCGAAGAUAUUGAGCAGCAAGUAUUAAAUAAGUUACGCGAUUCUCGUAUGUUUGCGCUGCAAGUAGAUGAAUCUACAGAUAUAAGUGGAAAAGCACAGCUUUUAGUUUUUGUACGCAUGGUAGUUGAUGAUGAUAUUAUUGAAAACUUUUUUUGUUGUAAAACAUUGUCCGAAACAACGAGAGGUGAAGAUGUUUUUAAAGUUUUGGACGAUCAUUUAUUAUCAGUAAAUUUAUCAUGGGACAAUUGCAUUGGAAUAUGCACUGAUGGUGCACCUUCAAUGACUGGCUCAAUUAAAGGUUUCAUUUCUUUAGUCAAAAAAAAAAAUUCAAAAAUUAUUUUUACCCAUUGCUUCCUUCAUAGAGAGGCCCUAGUGGCAAAAUCCUAA
Rhopalosiphum padi (bird cherry-oat aphid) is the source of this 606-nucleotide messenger RNA. RefSeq names its product protein FAM200A-like. NCBI's taxonomy places the organism in Eukaryota, Metazoa, Arthropoda, Insecta, Hemiptera, Aphididae. The transcript has a single exon. The record is from RefSeq and is a predicted model, not a curated record. The coding region runs from base 1 to 606 and encodes 201 amino acids.